This is a messenger RNA of Drosophila eugracilis, 2746 nucleotides long. It is a transcript of the gene Mcm3, whose product is annotated as DNA replication licensing factor Mcm3. Bases 149 to 2605 code for a protein of 818 amino acids. Gene Ontology annotation, cellular component: nucleus; MCM complex. Gene Ontology annotation, biological process: mitotic DNA replication initiation; DNA replication; double-strand break repair via break-induced replication. Lineage: Eukaryota; Metazoa; Arthropoda; Insecta; Diptera; Drosophilidae. The record is from RefSeq and is a predicted model, not a curated record. Gene Ontology annotation, molecular function: single-stranded DNA binding; ATP binding; single-stranded DNA helicase activity. The transcript is spliced from 3 exons.
UGCAUUCCCGCCAAAAAAGCAUUGUAUACGGCGUGCAAUUUUUUCCAGUUUUGUUUGCAUUUGCGUUUCCUUCCGAACGGAUCUAAGUUGCUAUACCAAAUAAAACGCGAUAAACGCAACCCAACAAAAGGAACAAAGCAAAAUAAAAAUGGCCCACGACGGGGAACAAUUUAUCAAGGAUAUCCAGCGCGAGUAUGUGGACUUUCUGGAUGAUGAGGAGGAUCAGGGCAUCUAUGCGGGACACGUAAAGGAUAUGAUAGCGGAGAAAAGCAAGCGCCUAAUUGUGAAUGUCAACGAUCUAAAGCGCAAGAACCCACAGCGGGCGAUGGGACUCCUGGGAAACGCAGCGGAUGAGCAGCUGGCUUUUGGAAGGGCUCUCAAGGAAUAUGCCUCUACUGUGGAUCCCAGCUAUGCCAAAUUGCACGAGGAUCUCUUUGUGGGUUUCGAGGGCUGCUUUGGCAACCGGCAUGUAACGCCUCGCUCCCUGACAUCCGUUUAUUUGGGCAACAUGGUCUGUGUAGAAGGAAUUGUCACCAAGGUCUCCCUGAUUCGACCUAAAGUGGUUCGCAGUGUCCACUAUUGUCCGAAUACUCGUAAAGUCAUGGAGCGCAAGUACACCGAUCUGACUUCCUUCGAGGCUAUACCGUCCGGUGCUGCCUAUCCCACCAAGGAUGAAGAUGGUAAUCUACUGGAAACCGAAUACGGUUUGUCCGUCUACAAGGACCAUCAGACGAUGACCAUUCAGGAAAUGCCUGAGAAAGCUCCAGCUGGUCAACUGCCGCGUUCUGUGGACAUUGUUUGCGAUGAUGAUCUUGUGGAUCGUUGCAAACCUGGUGACCGUGUCCAAAUUGUAGGCAGCUACCGCUGUUUGCCGGGUAAACACGGUGGCUACACCUCAGGAACUUUCCGUACUGUUCUUCUGGCCAAUAAUAUAUCGCUACUGAGCAAGGAGAGUAAUUUGGACAUUUCGCGAGAAGACAUCAUGCUGUGCAAGAAGCUGGCCAAGAACAACGAUAUCUUUGAUCUGCUAAGCAAGAGCUUAGCGCCAUCUAUACAUGGACAUGCAUAUGUAAAGCAGGCUAUCCUUUGCCUGCUGCUCGGCGGCGUGGAGAAGCUCUUGCCUAAUGGAACCCGUCUUCGUGGUGAUAUUAACAUCUUGCUUAUUGGUGAUCCUUCGGUGGCCAAGUCGCAAUUGCUACGCUACGUUUUAAAUACGGCUCCACGAGCAAUUCCCACCACAGGACGUGGAUCCAGUGGCGUGGGUCUUACGGCGGCUGUUACCACAGAUCAGGAAACCGGAGAACGACGUCUGGAAGCUGGCGCCAUGGUCCUAGCCGAUCGUGGAGUCGUUUGCAUCGAUGAAUUCGACAAGAUGAGCGAUAUUGAUCGCACAGCCAUUCACGAGGUGAUGGAACAGGGUCGAGUGACCAUUUCCAAGGCCGGUAUACAUGCCUCACUCAAUGCACGUUGCUCUGUUCUGGCUGCCGCUAAUCCAGUUUACGGAAGGUAUGAUCAGUACAAAACCCCCAUGGAGAAUAUUGGGCUGCAGGAUUCAUUGCUUUCUCGUUUUGAUCUGCUCUUCGUGAUGUUGGAUGUGAUUGACAGCGAUGUUGACCAGAUGAUUUCGGAUCAUGUGGUGCGCAUGCAUCGCUAUCGUAAUCCCAAGGAGGCAGAUGGCGAGCCGUUGUCCAUGGGCAGUUCAUAUGCAGAUUCACUGUCCUUUGUUUCUAACAGUGAAGAGAAAAAGGACACCGAGGUCUAUGAAAAGUACGAUGCCCUGCUGCAUGGCAAAUCUCGUCAGCGUCACGAGAAGAUCUUAUCCGUCGAGUUUAUGCGAAAGUACAUUCACAUUGCCAAGUGCAUGAAGCCCAAGUUGGGAGAGCAAGCUUGUGAGGCGAUUGCCAACGAAUAUUCUCGUCUACGUUCCCAGGAAGCGGUCGAAACUGAUGUGGCCCGUACUCAGCCGAUUACGGCUCGUACAUUGGAGACUCUGAUCCGUUUGUCCACGGCUCAUGCCAGGGCACGCAUGUCCAAAUCGGUGACCAUUGAUGACGCCCAUGCAGCCAUUGAAUUGGUGCAGUUUGCUUACUUCAAGAAGGUGUUGGAGAAGGAUCGUGGCAGCAAGCGUCGCCGAAACAGUGGAUCCGAUGAGGAUGAAAAUGGUGAGGCAACCAGUCAGCGAUCUCCAUCGCGCCGCUCCAAACGCACACGUACUGCACCUGUUGGAGGGGAUAGUGAUGAAGAGGAUGUUGAGACACCUGAGCCGGAUGCUGGAGAUUUGACACGUCGUGAAACCCGUCGUUCGCUGCCCGCUCGUUCUGCUGCCUCCCAGGUGGCGACUUCCAGCGAGGAGCAAUCGAUGACUGACACACCGUCGACGGAACCAGCAUCCAUCAGCGAUUCUCGGUUAGGCGAGUUCAAAAAUAAUUUGCAGCGCUUAUUCCGCGAGGCACGCGAACAGAGCUUGCCGCUGGCCAGGAUCACCACGGCCAUUAACGAUGCCAAUCAGGAGCCAUUCACCGGUGGUGAAAUAGAGGCCGCUGUCCAUCGCAUGACCGAGGACAACCAGAUUAUGGUGGCCGACGAUAUUGUCUUUCUUAUCUAAUCUCGCAUUCCAUCAACAAAUUGUUUCCCAUGUUCAUCAAACUUUUACAUCUUUUUAUCUACUAUUACCUUCGUGUAUCGGUUAAGUUGUAUUUUUUGUUUAUAUUUAUACAAUAAACAUUUUUUGGAACACUUAUUGCAA